Sebastes umbrosus (honeycomb rockfish) is the source of this 4209-nucleotide messenger RNA. RefSeq names its product clathrin coat assembly protein AP180-like. NCBI's taxonomy places the organism in Eukaryota, Metazoa, Chordata, Actinopteri, Perciformes, Sebastidae. The record is from RefSeq and is a predicted model, not a curated record. The transcript is spliced from 25 exons. The coding region runs from base 785 to 2692 and encodes 635 amino acids. Gene Ontology annotation, molecular function: phosphatidylinositol-4,5-bisphosphate binding; clathrin heavy chain binding; 1-phosphatidylinositol binding. Gene Ontology annotation, biological process: clathrin-dependent endocytosis; clathrin coat assembly; synaptic vesicle budding from presynaptic endocytic zone membrane. Gene Ontology annotation, cellular component: clathrin-coated pit; synaptic vesicle; extrinsic component of presynaptic endocytic zone membrane.
CGUAGGGGGGAGGAGGAGAUGGACGUAUAGAUAGGCCAAAUAAAUACACAAACGACAAGGAGGUGAGUGGUAAAGAGGAAAAAGGAAAUUCCCUUCUUCUUCUUCUUCCUGAGCAUCUUUGCGCUGCGCAGUGUUAACGUUGGCGACACCACCACCAGAGGAGCGGUGCGCAUUUUCACAGCACAUCUGAGGAGCGCGUUUUCUGGAGCCGAAACGGACAGGAAAUCUGACCACCCGAGGAGGAAAUAAAGGCUUCUUCUUCUCUUAUUUUGAAAGGAUUUUUUUUUAAUGCACUGAAGCAGGGAGGAAACACAGCCGAACACUGAUGCCCCCUCCAAACUGGAUAUCUCACCGACCUAUGGAGUGCUGAUUUACAAUUCCUUAGGAUACAUUUUAUUCUAGGGACACUAGAGGAGCCUCUCUUUGCACCACAUUUUUCUUUUUUUAUCAUUGGCCUAUUUUUUUUUAAUAAUAAUAAAUUGCUGCAGGGGUGAUAAAAAAAAUAGCCUUUCAUUGCCAGUUUUAGUGUUACAUAACCGGAGUGGCAUUAGAGCUGUCCAAGGUGCUGAACUGAAGCCUCUAAUAACAGGGACGAGCCGAGGAGGGGGAAUUCACAACCUUGCAAGGUCACAGGCCUAUCAAUCAAUCGUGGAGGAGAAGAAGAGGAGGAAAGGAUCCGCCGCACACUGAGCCAGCUUGCAGGGUUUUAUAUUCACACAUUUUUAUUCAUCGUUUGGUGAAAUACAUCCCUGAAAGGUGGUUGAUUCAACGGAGAGAGGAGAAAAUGUCGGGGCAAACGCUCACGGAUCGCAUCGCCGCUGCGCAGUACCAGCUAACGGGAUCAGACAUGGCCCGGGCUGUCUGCAAAGCCACCACUCAUGAAGUGAUGGCGCCCAAGAAAAAGCACCUGGAGUACCUGGUGUCAGCCACCAACACCACCAACGUGAACAUCCCUCAGAUGGCUGACACGCUGUUUGAGCGAGCCACCAACGCCAGCUGGGUGGUCGUCUUCAAGGCCCUUGUCACCAGUCAUCACAUGUGUGUCCACGGCAACGAGAGGUUCAUUCAGUACUUGGCUUCCAGGACCUCCCUGUUCAACCUCAGCAACUUUAUCGACAAAACCGGCUCUCACGGCUACGACAUGUCUACAUUCAUCAGACGAUAUGGCCGAUACCUGAACGAAAAAGCCUUCGCCUACCGCCAGAUGGCUUUUGAUUUCACCAGAGUCAAGAAAGGUGCUGAGGGCGUGAUGAGGACCAUGACCACUGAGAAGCUGUUGAAAGGCAUGCCUGUUCUGCAGACUCAGAUUGACACACUCCUGGAGUUCGAUAUUCAUCCCAAGGAGCUGAACAAUGGGAUCAUCAAUGCUGCGUUCCUGCUUCUCUUCAAGGAUCUGGUCAAACUGUUCGCGUCCUACAACGACGGCGUCAUCAACUUAUUAGAGAAAUACUUCAAGAUGAAGAAGGGUGACUGUAAGGAGGCCUUGGAGAUCUACAAAAGGUUCCUGACCAGGGUGACAAAGAUUGGGGAAUUCCUGAAGCUGGCUGAGACAGUCGGAGUUGACAAAAACGACAUUCCUGACAUCAACUACGCUCCCAGCAGUAUCCUGGAGAGUCUGGAAACACACAUGAACGGUCUGGAGGAUGUGAAGGGUGGAAAGAAGGGUGAAGGGUCUCCAACAAAGGGGUCUCCGACGAACAACGUGUCUCCAACAUCAACUCCGGCCAAAUCUUCAAACGCUGUUCCCACACUGCAGCCUCCUCCUGGGGAGAGCGCCGCCGCCGCCGCUGCUGCUGCUGAGCCAGUUGAAGAUUCCUUGUUGGACCUGGAUCCACUGUCCUCCUCGGGUCCCUCAGGACCAUCAGCUGCCCCCACGUCUUGGGGAGAUCUUCUUGGAUCGGAAAUGGGCGAUUCCUUGCUAUCUGAACCCACCCUCACGGCAGAGCCCGCCCCCUCCUCUGCAGCAGCAACGCCCACUCCUGCAGCAGCAGAACCCGUGGUCUCUCUAGCUCCUCCCACUAGCACAGCAGCCGCCACUACCCCUGCCGCCGCCAAUAUGGAUCUGUUGGGAGAUGCCUUUGCAACACCUGCUGCUGCCACUGAGCCCUCUGCAGCAGCCGCUGAAGGUGGGGCUGCCGCCGCCGCCGCCGCCACGUCCGCCCCUGCUGCCAACGCUGGAGCCGAUCUCUUUGAUUCCAUGCCAGACACGAGCUUCACCAAAGCAGACCUCGCUCCCAGUGUUGACUUGUUUACAGCAGAAUCCACAGGAGGAGACGCCACAGCCGCUGCUGCUCCUGCUGCCCCCGGCGCUGAGCUCAUGUCAGUAUUUGACGGACUAGGGGAUGUAAUGAAGCCCACUUUGACCCCUCAGACGGGGGAUGUUGACACCUCCAUGGCUAACAUGGCGAGUAAUCUCACAAUGGGGACCCCAGCGGCACCUCAGGUAGCUCCCCCCUGUUGGGGUGCUCCCAUGACCGUACCCAUGGGUGUUCCUCCUUUUAUGGGGAUUCACCCCAACUUCAGCAUGCCCGGGGCACAAGGAGCUCCCAUGAUGCCGAUGGUGAGGCCAAGCUUCCCCGCCACCGGAGCAGCCCCCGGAGCACCGAUGUCUCCUGGAGCAGCCCAGAGCCCCAGGAAGCCUCCACCCCCGAGGAACGCUCUGGAUGACCUCAACAUUAAGGACUUCAUGUAGACUGACUGACCUGUAAACCCCCCAAGGUUUGUCAUUGUGUCUGGAACUCUGUGGAUGUGGAUGUCUGCACUUCCCCCACUGCCUUCCCCUCAGUCAUGCCCCUGCCCCUUCAGCCAACCAGCCAUUACAUCUACGAUCUUUGCCCUCUGACCUCCUACCAGCCGCGACCCCUAUAAAAAAAAAACCUGCCCUCCUUAUCUAAUGUUGUAGCACAACUGUGAAUGUGAACCCUAGAUACAGAAAAACAAAACUCUGUUUAUGUGUGUGUGGGUGUGCGUGUAAUUCAGUGUUAACCUUUACUUAAUAUACUAUGGAAAAAUGAACAAAAAAAAAUAAUUAUUGUGUAUUUAGAUUCAUUCUGGAUUUCCGCAUAUCAGCUGACUUGGAAUGGUGGAUAAAUGUUGGUUUCUUUGCGCAUCUCCCAGACGAGGACUGUGUUGUUAAAUGUGGACUGUGUUCGGUGUAUGUAACUUCACUGGCCAACCCCCACUCCUCUACCCCUGUUGUCCAAACUAAUACUGAGCUAUGUUUAUGUCAUUAAAAACUUGGUUGUACCUAUAUCUGCUUGGCCGUCCAUCCUCCCACAUGUCUACUUUCAAGUUUUUGGGAGAAUUCAAAAUAUACCUGAAAACAACUUGCACUGCAAAUCUGGACUUAUCACAAAUUGUGUUCAGCUUUUUUCUUUUUUCUUUUUCAAGAUCGUAUGAAACAUGCAAAAAAUUUGUGAACUGUGUUCAAAUUGACAUAUGCAUUUUAGACUAUUUUAAAUGAUAGAUUCUACAUAUUUUCUUUAAUCUUUAUUUUGAGAGAAAAAAAUGUAUCAUAUAUUUUUAGUUACGUCAAAUGAUAUGGUUGAAAAUAAGGCAAGUAGACUUAAAAAAAAAAAUUCCCGCCUUCUUUGUACAUACCUCUCAAUCUGUAAUUAGAGGCAGUAUUGAAUGGAAACUUUGCCCCGAGUGUUUACUGUUGCGCCCUCAGCUGGUGUGGAGUGGUACUGCAUCGUAGCAUGCGACACAGGUCAAUCUGGGAUGCAUUCUAAUACUCUCAGAGAGCUCCUUUCCUUGUCCCGGUCUCCACACAAGAUGACAUGGUGGAAAUCAAAAGGGACAAGGAAGCAUUUGUGUAUGUGAUUGGGAUGUGGCCUCAGUCUUCUUUGAGUGACGUCAGCAGCGGUCGGUACAUUUGGUCACGUGCCGCCGCUGGAAGUCUCAAGGACUCUCACUGUAAAGCACUCAAGUAUACGCUGGAUGUUCUGUGUGUUGUUUAUUUCCAAAAGUGACUGUAACUUAAUCCAUUGUGGCAUUAACAAAGUGUUGAAAGAAAAAUAAAGAUGACUAUGACACAUAAAAAAAAACAAAAAGAAUGUGGAUACAUGAUGUUUGCUAAGUAUUCAAAUGAAGGCUGUGUUGUUUGUUUUUUUUGGAGGUUAUUAUGGAUGGCAUCGUUCUUUCUCCCUCACCCCCACCUGCAUGUGAGUCCAAAUGAGAUGCAAUAAAAGACAAAUACACUGAUCCAAA